This is a messenger RNA of Fimicolochytrium jonesii, 1983 nucleotides long. RefSeq lists its product as uncharacterized. The transcript is spliced from 12 exons. The coding region runs from base 180 to 1748 and encodes 522 amino acids. Gene Ontology annotation, molecular function: NADH dehydrogenase activity. Lineage: Eukaryota; Fungi; Chytridiomycota; Chytridiomycetes; Spizellomycetales; Powellomycetaceae. The record is from RefSeq and is a predicted model, not a curated record.
AAGAUUUUGGACUCCCCUUUUGUCACAAAGCUCCGCUAUCUCUGCAAACCACCCCCCACACAAUCUUGGGCAGCAUUGUGAACAUACCUCAUCCACGGUGUCCGCACAGUAGCAGUAGGCCGUAAGCGAUCCUCAUAUCCCGCAAACAACGUUUUACCCACGCAUUUGUAACAAGCAAGAUGGCAUCCAGAUUCGGUCGAGCGGCCACACUCUCCCUCCUGUCCACCGCGCGCCGCGCCAUCGUCACAUCCACAUCCGGUUCGCAGACGAUCACGAACGCGGCGGUGCCGGCCAGACGGGGGUUUUUGAGACGACAUGGCGGGAAGGUGUUUGCGGGGAUUGUUGUUGGGGGUGUCGCGGUGUUUGGAUAUGAGGUGUACAACGCCCGGCACCCACCGGCUCAGUUCGGGUGGGACCACAGCAAGAAGACGAUCGCGAUCCUCGGGUCCGGGUGGGCGGCCGCGUCGCUGCUCAAGGAGCUCGAUUCGGAGAACUAUAAUGUCGUGGUGGUGAGUCCGCGGAACUACUUUUUGUUUACGCCGCUUUUGCCGAGUUGCACGGUGGGAACUGUGGAGUUGAGGAGCAUCAUGCUACCGAUGCGGUAUAUCACGCGGUUCAAGCAGCGCGCGAUCACGUUUGUUGAGGGGGUGUGUAAUGAGAUCGAUCCGGUGAAUAAGAUGUUGACUGUUGAAGACAACUCCGAAGUCGUUGGGGAGGUAUCGAAACAGACCAUCCAUUAUGACUACCUCGUCGUCGCAUGCGGGGCCGAAAACGCGACAUUCAACGUCCCGGGUGUGAGAGAACACGCGUGUUUCUUGAAGGAGGCGUGGGACGCAAAGAAGAUUCGGACCCGUCUCAUGGAUUGCAUGGAGACCGCCGCGUUCCUGGGCCAGUCUGAGAAGGAGAUUGACCGGUUACUGCACAUGGUCGUUGUUGGAGGCGGGCCGACGGGUGUCGAGUACGCCGCGGAGCUUUAUGAUUUCUUGAAGGAGGAUUUGGCAAGCUGGUACCCCGAACUAGCCCCCAAGAUCAAGAUCACGCUCAUCGAAGCGCUGCCGCACGUGCUCCCCUCCUUCUCCAAGGAGCUGAUUACAUACACCGAGAAGCACUUUGCGGAAGCAAAAGUCAAUAUUCUGAGCAACACUGCUGUGAAGGAGGUCAAGCAGAAGGAGCUGACAGUGUCGAAUGCGCAGAAGCAGUUGGAGACUAUUCCUUAUGGGUUAUUGGUGUGGGCCACAGGAAACACCGCGAGGCCCGUCGUGGCUGAGUUGCUCAAGAAGCUGCCGCCGACGCUGCAGAACCAACGCCGCGGCCUAGUAGUCGACGAGUUCCUCAAAGUCAAGGGCGCUGAUAACAUGUACGCUGUCGGCGACGCGUCUGCAACCAAAUGGGCACCCACAGCGCAAGUUGCAUCGCGCCAAGGCGUCUACCUCGCCCACAACUUCAACCUCCUCGGCCGCAUCGACGCGGACAAGGCGAAACUGGUUGCCGAGGGCCAGGACCCUGAGAAGAUUGCGCAGGGGGUGAUUAAGCCGUUUAGUUAUGAGCAUCUGGGGGCGCUGGCUUAUAUUGGAUCAGACAAGGCCAUCGCCGACCUGCCCGGCAACGUGCACAUUGGCGGCGCGCUGACGUUCUACUUCUGGAGGAGCGCAUAUCUCAACAACCUCUUCUCCCUCCGCAACCGAGUCCUCGUCGCCUUCGACUGGAGCAAAAAGACGCUGUUUGGGCGUGACAUUUCGCGGGAGUGAAUAAACAGAAAACUACGGCGCUUUAGGGGUUUUCCAUUUUGCAAGAUGAAUUUUUCAUGCACAUUUUACAAACACCGGCGCAUUUGUUCUCUUGAUGGAUUUCUGGUGACGGAGUGCAUGCACCUCGUCGUAGACCGCGCGAUGAUAUGUACGUAGAUACAAUGCGCGGUAAACGGACAUCCUACGGCGUGUCCCGAUGUACCAGUCCGUCAUAUGCGCCCCCUCCCUCCAUACU